AUGAACCUAAAUCUGUCGGCAUCGAUCAACGUCUUCAAGCUGCUGGCGAAGCCGUCAUUAUGUCUUCCUCAUGCGACGGUCAGCACCUUCGAUGACAUUCCCAUUCCUCUCGACAAGGCUUUUGCUAGAAAGGGCAGAAAUGUUGACAUCAGAGCUGUGGUUUUGGAUAAGGACGACUGCUUUGCUUACCCGGAACAAAAUGAGAUACACGAACCAUACAAGAAUCGGUUUGAGGCUCUGCGAGCUGCUUACCCUGGACGUCGUCUUCUCAUCGUAUCAAACACUUCCGGCGCCACCAGUUACGAUGUGGACGGCAGGCUUGCCAUGGAGGUUGAGAAAUCCACGGGAGUCAGUGUUCUCUCGCAUCGAGUGAAGAAGCCUGGGUGCGGUGAGGAGAUCUUGUCAUACUUCCGCAGCCAUCCGGAAACAGGAGUGACGAGUCCUCACCACAUUGCCAUUGUUGGGGAUCGCCUGGCAACCGACAUGAUGCUGGCCAAUAUGAUGGGUAGCUGGGGACUGUGGGUCAAAGACGGCGUUGUCCCUUUACAGAAGAAGAGCAUUUUCUCCAAGGUCGAAAGAUCAUUGGCACCCUAUCUCCUCGCUCGGGGAUAUUCUGCCCCAGAGCCUUCAAGCCCCUUUGAAUGA
This is a messenger RNA of Canariomyces notabilis, 645 nucleotides long. Its product is annotated as HAD-superfamily phosphatase. Gene Ontology annotation, biological process: cardiolipin biosynthetic process. The record is from RefSeq and is a predicted model, not a curated record. Bases 1 to 645 code for a protein of 214 amino acids. Gene Ontology annotation, cellular component: mitochondrion. The transcript has 3 exons. NCBI's taxonomy places the organism in Eukaryota, Fungi, Ascomycota, Sordariomycetes, Sordariales, Chaetomiaceae. Gene Ontology annotation, molecular function: phosphatidylglycerophosphatase activity.